UGAUCCCCAUCCUGCGCUCGAGCUCCAGCAGCACAGCGCGCGCUCUUGAUUUGCUUUUUUUUAUUUUAAGGGGUAAACAUGUGUUUUUCUAUUCUUCGUUUAAUUUACUGAAAUAAUGUUAACCUGAAAACGAGCGGAAUUUUGUUUGUAGCAGCGGGACAAGACCGGCGACACCAGGGCACAGAGCGGAGAGAGGAGCGAUUCAGCGGCUUAUUAUACCCCGGGACACUGGACAUUAUUCCUGCACGGUACUUUGGAUUACUUUGGUACGCACUUUGUGACUGGGGUACACCACAGAUAGUACUACAACAGUUUAUCCCCUUUUUCCUUGCAUGUCGCUUUUAUUUAGUAAAAAAUAAAACCCUUUAUAUCUUCGUUGAGCGGAUGCACACUUCUUUGCGCUUUGUGCAGACUGCAGCGACGGGGAAACAGUAACCUGUGGCAGAAUAAAAGAACAGGACGUAUUUAUUUCAUUUAAAAACAUUCACCUCAACUUAUUUUUCACUGAACUGGACUCAGAGAAACCCGUGAAGCCCAGAUCAGGAUCAAGAUGCACCGCAGCUGAACCCACGAGUCCGGGAGUCCUGCUGUUGGAAUCAGACUGGACAGACCUCCACCUCCCCGGUACUGGACAGGAGCUGAAUCAAAAUGACUCUCAGCGGUGCGAUGGUGAUCCUCCUCCUAGUGUGCUGGGUCUCCGGUGGCUCAUCAGCAGCGACUCCGAGCGCUCAGAGAGACGUGAUUCUCGGGCCGGAGACGUUCAGGGAUGUGGCAAACAUCAGCACCUUCCUGCUGGACCGUUUAUCGGGCAUGCUGUUCCUGGGUGCCAGGGAUGCCAUACUGGCCGUAGAUACCAACAAACUCAAUGACAAAAAACCAUUAAAGAUUAUUUGGGAUGUGCCAGUAGAAAAGAGGAAGUCAUGUGUGGGAAAGGGAAAGACGGAGGGUGACUGCAAGAACUACAUCCGACUGUUGGAGUUUUUAGGAGAUGGUCGCAUCUAUGUGUGUGGCACCUACGCUUUUGACCCCCAGUGUGCCUUCCUGAAUGCCAGCACCUUUACUCUGGAAAAAGCUGAUGAAGGGGUGAAGAUGGAGACAGGGAAGGGAAAGUGUCCUUUUGAGCCCAGUCAGCAUUACACAGCUGUUAUGGCAGACGGCAUCCUUUACACAGCAGCUACCAGUAACUUUCUGGGAACACUCUUCGACAUCUCCCGGGCAACGGGCCCUGAGCAGGACCGCAUCCGAACGGAACGAUCCAUCAACUGGCUCAGUGACCCGGAGUUUGUCAGCUCAGCUUUCAUAGAGCAGUCUGCGGACAACCCGACAGGAGACGAUGACAAAAUCUACUUCUUCUUCAACGAGGUGGCCAAAGAGUACGACUUCUACACCAAAGUCAAAGUGCCCAGGGUGGCGCGGGUCUGCAAGUCUGAUGUGGGAGGGAUGAAGACUCUACAGCGACGUUGGACCACCUUUCUCAAGGCCCAGCUGGUGUGCGAGGAUAAGCUCAGCGGUCAGCGCUAUAACAUCCUAACUGAUGUUUUCACCAUGCAACAUAUUCCAGGCGACCCCAGAAGCACACACUUCUACGGACUGUUCACCUCCCAGUGGGAGAGCAUAGACUUGUCAGCGGUGUGUGUUUUCAGCCUGUCUGACAUCAGCAAAGUGUUGGAUGGUCCCUUUAAAGAGCUGAAGAAAACUUGUGACACCUGGAUCAAUCAUGAGCCAGUCCCCACACCAAGACCUGGCCAGUGUUUAAACACUGCAUUGAAGGCCGAGGGCUUUGAGUCCUCCCUAAAACUUCCCGACAAGGUGCUGACAUUUGUGAGGGACCACCCUCUGAUGGAGAACAGUGUGACUGCGGCACCCCUGCUGGUUCGGAAAGGAAUCAGUUACACCAAGCUGGCUGUAACUUUGAUGAACGUCACCGAGGAGCGGAGGGCAGCGGUGCUGCAUCUAGGAACAGACCGUGGGGAGCUCCACCGGGUGGCAGUAGUGGGUCAGAAUAUCACCUUACUGCAGGAGACGCUUCUAUUCACGUCACAGGAGCCUGUUAACAAUAUAUUGCUGCACAAGGGCCAGGCUCUGGUGGGCAGCCCUCUGUCUCUGGCUCAAGUCCAAGCUGAAGGCUGUGCUCUCUAUCACAGCUGUGAGGUGUGUGCCAGAGCCAGAGGACUGGGCUGUGUGUGGAGCACAAAGCAAGAAGCCUGCAGGCCCACAGAAGAAGAGCCCGGUCCAGGUGAUGUGGUAGACGCUGCCUUGAAAAAGUGCCAAACAGAAGAAGGGCGCUGCGACCCAUUGCCCAGAGUGCUGCAAGUUUUCCAGGGCCUGCGCCUUUUGUUACCAUGUGUCCAACUGUCACCCAGGCCCUGUAGCUGGGAGUAUCCUCCCCACAGACACACCAGGCAGCACAACUCUGACCUGGAGGUGGUUGUUACUGAGGACAACUUGGGAACAUAUGUCUGCACGUGCCAGGAGGGGGGGGCAGGAGUCAGAGACCCCACCCCCUGCCGCAGAGCAGUCUAUCAUCUGACACUAGAAGCUCCCAGUGCCGGAAAAGUAGCAACAUCUGGAGGUCGUCAUAUCCUGGCCAUUUACAUACUUGCCAUCUUAGGAAGUUUAACAUUCACUGCAUGCCUUUUCUACUUUGUGAAACGGCGAUGUGGGAAUACCCACAACCUGCCAGAUAAUUCACUGUCAUCAGGAAAGGGACGGGACUUGCUGGGUUCAUCGACCACUCCUCAGUCCCCCAGCAGCUCCAGCCUUUUCUCAGAGGGAUUCCGGAUGACAGAAAAACGGAACGGGACUGCGACCUCGACCACAACAACCACGCUCCUUAGCAAUCAUGGAAAUGGCGGACACCACAGCAACAGUUACAGCGACACCCAGAUUAGCAGCAACUCCAGCAAUGGCCAUGGGAAUUCACUGUAUGCCAACUGCAACACAAGUAACAGUGGGAGGAAGCUUGGCCCCGAAUUUUUAGCACCAGAUAUGCUGGAUCGAAGGACGGGGGAGCGGGAGAGAGUGAGGCCUGAGGGCGGGGAGAGAGAGUCCGGGGAGGGGGAUGAGGUGGAGGAGGGGCUGAGGGAUGGGUUAGGGGAAGGAAUGAAAAGACUAGACGAGGAGCUCUCCAGCUUUACCAUGUUUAAAUCUCCAGCACCGCUGGCUAGGUGUGAAGAAAGUUCGAUAUGACCGGGUGAUAUCAAUACACUGUUGAUUGCACCAUUUUGCAUCCUCCAAAAGAAAACUGAAAACUACUGGAAUCAGUGCAAAGUGGCUACUGCCAGAUGCCUUUGAAUGGGAGCUGUGGGGUGAAGAGAGACUUCAGAGGUUUAUGAGAAAUAUAAGUUUAUGUCUAAGCAUGUGAGAGAGACCUGUUAUGUACAGUGGGAACUGCAAGAUACAAAACAUAUAACAGUGUUGGGAUAGACUGCUUAUAUUGAGACACUCAGGAUGAGAGCCACAGCUGACUAAAUGUGUCAGAUGUACAUAUAUAAAUAUAAACAGUCUGAACUUGAUGAUGGACUUGACGUUGUUACAAAAAAAAAAAAAAAUCAAAGAUGAAAUGUCUACAUCCGUAGACAUGGAAAAGCCAUAUUGUCUUUCUCCUUAACCUUUGCUGUAGUUUGCUCUCUCAUUUACUUCUCCUAUAAAGGAAAAGUGCACUUCUCUCUCUCACACCGCCUCUCUCUUUCUCUUGCUGUCUGUAUUUCUCUUUCUCACACACCACUUGAAUCCUAAACCUCGAUGGGUUCAGAGGCACCAAAGGACUGCUGAGCCAUAGACUGCCCAGUCAGAUUGCACCGGUCCUGGGCCUCAAACAGAGAGACGUCACUGUCAGAGAUUUAAGAACCAUAAAUUCACUGAGGAGCCUUCGCAUGGACUGCAGUGACUGUGACAGGGCUGUCCCUGCCUACACUGGAGUGAAGAGGCUGAUAGAUUCAAGGUCUAUCAGACUCCAGAUGCAGAGAAGAUACAAGAAACUGAACGCUGCCCGGGUCUGCCACUGCUCACAUUCACCAUUACUGAGACAGAAGGCUUUCAAAGGAUAUGAAAUUCAUUUCAGUCUUAAAGAAUGGACCUUACAAACUCAACGCCACCAUCACCUCAUUUUUGUGAGUGCAGAUUUUAACAUAAAUGUAUUGUUUUGUCAUGAUUUUUUGUAAUAAAACAUUAAAAAGUUAUUAUCCGUACUGUCUGGUAAAAGCCUGAAUGUGGGAAACGUAACAAAUGGUGACGUGUACUUCUUUUGGAUGGACAAAGUAACUUAUGUACCUCAUGUCUGUGUGAUUGUCUGAAACAGUGUUUAUGGCUCUGUUUGUGGCUAUGACUGAGUGUGUGUACCUUGAUACAUAAAAUACAUGGAUUACAGUACA
Molecule: messenger RNA, 4373 nt
Organism: Archocentrus centrarchus (flier cichlid)
Lineage: Eukaryota; Metazoa; Chordata; Actinopteri; Cichliformes; Cichlidae
Gene: sema4f
Product: sema domain, immunoglobulin domain (Ig), transmembrane domain (TM) and short cytoplasmic domain, (semaphorin) 4F
Exons: 15
Coding region: 649-3189 (846 amino acids)
Biological process (GO): semaphorin-plexin signaling pathway; axon guidance; positive regulation of cell migration
Cellular component (GO): plasma membrane
Molecular function (GO): semaphorin receptor binding; chemorepellent activity
Source: RefSeq, a predicted model, not a curated record